UACUUUCGAAAGGGCUGGUUCCGGGCUGAGCUGAGCGCAAGUCGAAUCUGCUGACAGGGGUCCUGGGGCCGCGGCUGGGGAAUGAAGGGUCCUGAGGGGGAGCACAGAGCCUCCCUGAGGCUGGGGGCUGCCCCCCUGGAGCCGGGCACCCGAGGCUGAUGACAUGAGCCUGACCCUGUACCUGCUCCUCCUGGGGCCCCUGCGCUGCUCCUUGGCUGCGGCCCCGUGCAAAGAGGAGGAGUAUCCGGUAGGGGCCGAGUGCUGCCCGAAGUGCGGCCCAGGUUACCGGGUGCAGGAGGCCUGCGGGGAGCUGACCGGCACGCUGUGUGUCCCCUGCGACCCGGGGACCUACACGGCCCACCUCAAUGGCCUGAGCGAGUGUCUUCAGUGUCGUGUGUGUGACCCAGCCAUGGGCCUGGUGACCAGGCGACAGUGCUCCAGAACAGAGAACACCGUGUGCGUCUGUGACCAGGGCCACUUCUGCGUUAGUGAGUCGGGGGACGACUGUGCGGAGUGCCGUCCCCACACGGCCUGCAGACCGGGCCAGAGGGUACAGCAGAGAGGCACCGAGUGGCAGGAUAGGGUGUGUGAGGACUGCCCUCCAGAGACCUUCUCGCCCAGUGGGACCCUGGAGGAGUGCCAGCCCUGGACCAGGUGCAACGGCCCUUUUCAGAGCCUCUUAAAUGCUGGGACCAGCAGCUCCGAUGUCAAGUGCUCCUCCUGGAGCCUUUCUCUUUUUGUGGGCUUGACCUUUUCCGUACUUCUGCUUGGUGGCACAAUACCCAUAGUCGUCUGGCUACUGAGGAGAAGGAUGAAAACCAGACGGUCACCUGGGGGACCCGCCAAGGGGAGACUCUUACAGGUCCCGCAGGCCCCGCCGGACGUCACCACAGUGGCUUUGGAGGAGACGGCAUCCGUGUUUCCCGGGAGGGACCAGCCCACCGAUCGACGGCUCUAGGAGGAGGACGUCUGAGACAUCUCGGGCUGUGCCCGCUCGAAGCCGCCAGGCCCCCGAAGGCUGACUGUGGGCCCUCAGACUCGACGCAGCAGAGGGAUACCGGCCGCCGCUCAGGGGGCUCGGGGACCUCACACGCCUCCCAUCAACUUCGCGGGGGCCCGCCACCCUGCCACCUCUGUGCUGUCCACGUGUAGACCCAGCCCUGUGAGGACACCACCACUCUUGGCUCCAAGCCCCACUCACUCCCAGCCCCUGUGGGCCUCGGCUAGCUCGUCUGUAGGAUGGGCCUGCCCGCACCUACCUCACAGCUGCGGCGACACUGGAGAGACCACGAAUGCGGCACGACACGUGACUGUCACGUUUGCAAGUGAUUUCUAAAUUGGAGGUGUUUGUUUAACAAAUACAAAAUUGCUUUUUAAUUUCUCGUUAAAAAGUAUAUUUUGGAAGGAUGUUUUGAGAGUAUGUAAACCUCCUGCUUCUCCCAAAACUUUCAUCCACUGAUGAUUUAAAAGAUUUUUUUUAUUAAA
Molecule: messenger RNA, 1485 nt
Organism: Prionailurus viverrinus (fishing cat)
Lineage: Eukaryota; Metazoa; Chordata; Mammalia; Carnivora; Felidae
Gene: TNFRSF14
Product: TNF receptor superfamily member 14
Exons: 8
Coding region: 164-958 (264 amino acids)
Biological process (GO): positive regulation of cytokine production involved in immune response; defense response to Gram-positive bacterium; positive regulation of T cell migration
Cellular component (GO): external side of plasma membrane
Molecular function (GO): protein binding
Source: RefSeq, a predicted model, not a curated record